UCCUGCUCCAGGCCCCAACUCUACGAGCUCAUCUCAUGGCCCGCACCGCCGCCCUCCGCGCCCCCAGCGCCCCCCGGCUCCUGUGCGUUGCGCUGCUGCUGCUGCUCCUGGAAGCCGCCAGCCGGCCCGCGGCAGCUGCUCCCGCGGUCUCGGAGCUGCGCUGCCAGUGCUUGAAGACCGUGCAGGGCAUCCACCUCAAGAACAUCCAGAAUGUGCAGGUGACGCCCGCAGGACCUCACUGCACCCAAACCGAAGUCUUAGCCACCCUCAAGAAUGGACAGCAAGCUUGUCUCAACCCUGCGGCCCCCAUGGUUAAGAAACUCAUUGAAAAGAUGCUAAAAAAGGGCAGUGCUAACUGACUUGGAAUGAAGCAUGCUCUUUGAUGUCUGUUUCUGAAGAAAGAUUUGGACUUUAGAAGGAGCUGAAUUAAACUGAUGAAGGGAACAGAUGAUCCAUUGGACACUUAGAACAUGUUUACUGUGUUUGAUUGUUGUUUUUUUUUAAAUAAUGAGAGGUCUAUUUAUUUAUGUAUAUAUUUAUUUUUUCAAAACUUGUAUUUUUCAAGGUAUUAUUUAAAGAUGUGAAUGUCUAUCAUCAUAUGUAGAUACUUCUGAUUGUUAUUUAAUUUGCAGAGGAUGGAUUUUAAAAGUCUCAUUAAGCAAUUGUUGGUAGACUUGCCAGGGACUGUGAUAGAGCUGGAGGGGGUGGAUGGAUAAAGGGCCCCAAGCAAUUUGACAGUGAGAGCACUCUUCCAGUUGGGGAAAGUAUGUGCAUGUCUACUUUUGUCCUUGUUUAGAAUACUGAUGUUAUUUAUUGUUAUUAUUUCAGAUUAUAUAGUCAACAUGUUAUGUUGAGGCUUCCCUUGGACAUUUUAUGUCUUUCUUGUAGGGCAUAAUGCCUUGAUUAUUACUCUUUAUGCAGUGUUUCUCUUUGUUUUGUAACAGAGGGGUUAUAAACUAUUAUGUUUUUAUAAAUAACAUGUGAAUAAAAGAUUUGAAAAAAAUCA
Molecule: messenger RNA, 1006 nt
Organism: Erinaceus europaeus (western European hedgehog)
Lineage: Eukaryota; Metazoa; Chordata; Mammalia; Eulipotyphla; Erinaceidae
Product: C-X-C motif chemokine 2-like
Exons: 4
Coding region: 36-359 (107 amino acids)
Biological process (GO): cellular response to lipopolysaccharide; inflammatory response; antimicrobial humoral immune response mediated by antimicrobial peptide
Cellular component (GO): extracellular region
Molecular function (GO): chemokine activity; CXCR chemokine receptor binding
Source: RefSeq, a predicted model, not a curated record